GCAUUCCUAGCUCAUAGAGACUCAAAGCACGAGCUUGGCUGACCAAAAAUUGUAGCUCCUUGAUUGUCGGCUGGAAUGAAUCUCGCUCCAGGGGAACAGGGGCAUGCGACGGCGGAUGCCAGUGGCUUGCAUAUUGUAGUGCAUCGAUGCAGGCUCGACAGUCCACAGUCACCGAGUCACCGAGUCACCUUGUUGCUAGCCGCCAAGGCCUCCACCCACUCACGGAACAGACGUCUCUUUCCAACUUCCAAUCGCGCCCGUCACACACGUUGUUCCUGCACCUCUCCUCACCCAUCUUCCUGCGCCGUGUCCGCAAGUAGCUGCAGCCAUCGAAGCCCUCGCCCUCCCAACGGGACAUCCAACACCAACCCAGUACCUCCCUGCACCACGAUCUCCACUGGUCUUCUGCGACUGCUGUUUCGGAUUGGGAUUCCCAUUACCGCAUCAUACUGCAGGAAGAAACCACUCCUCCGCACACCAUAUCAAGACGCCGACAUCCAAUAGCAGCUCCUGUGCACAGCAGCAAGUUGCAAGCCUACGAGAACUCAUCUCCACUGGAGCUCUCGCUCUAACUUGUUCUUACUUCGGCCCCGCCAUUCUCACUGUUUGUGCUCGCUCUGCGAAAAUUCUAUCCGACCAUACAGUCAAGCUGCAGCCGGGAAGACAUUCGAACAAAAUCCUGCCACUCUAUCUCCGAUCUUUUCGUGGCUUUGCGACGCGCUCCACAUUCACCGAGACAAAUCGAGCUGCUCGCGUUCUCAGAACCGUCCUGACAGCCCUUGUACAACUCGAGGAACCUUGUUAGCUGGCCUCCAGACCCCUCUCCUCCUGCAUUCUCGUGCAUGCAAUCCUGAUCUCGUAGAGCUCAACAGUUGAAACCCGCCGCAGCUACCUCUCGGCAGUCAUUCAUCAUGGGUGCGUUUCUAUUCAUCAGUCCCUCUGCCCCAGUUUUGCCCUUCCCUUUUCCGCAUUGGCCCGUGGCCUCAUCACCCUGUCUUGCCCUAAAUUCUGCUUUGUUCACCUUCGCUGCGUCAAUCUCGUCCUUGUCCACCUCAUCCUUCACCGUUCUUUUCAUCAUCCGAUCAUUUCUUGGUUGAGAUUGUUACUUGGCUAACUGUUUGGACGUACAGUAAGUGACACAAUUUCUCGUCUCGCGUACAGAUCGAAACCGUCAAUGGUUCGAAUCGGAAUCGAGGUGAAGUGCAAAUUCACUUUGAAGCCAUUGUCAAUUGGCCUGGGACUCCACUUCCGCCUUAUGCCCUUCACCAGCAACAACCGAAACGAAUAGGCGAAAUUCACCGCACAUUCACCUGCCCAACAAUCACACGAGCCCUCAUUUUCACGUGCGACAUUGUCUUCACUUCACCUGCGCAUCCUUUAAAUUCAACCUCACUUCGCGCGCAGUAUGAUCACGUUGACCAGACAUUUUUCUGACUAUCCCCAACAGAGAGACCGAUCUCGCUCACCCCGUCGCCGUUCGCGCAGCCCUCGACGAACCCGACGCUCCUACUCUCCCCGUAGCCGCUCUCGCAGUCGAGGCGACGACUACCGACGCAGUGAACGCCGAUCCCGAAGUCCCAUGAGUGGUGCACCAAACUCGUCAGGAGGAUACGCAGGGUCAGGCUACGGCGGUAGAGGCGGCGGACCACCCAGAUCCACCGAAGAUCGUGCUGCUGCAAAAGAGCAAAUGAUGCAAUCGGUGCGCGAAUCAUCUCAGCAAGACCGCCGAGUCUAUGUUGGCAAUUUGGCUUACGACGUCAAAUGGCAUCAUCUCAAAGAUUUCAUGAGACAGGCUGGAGAAGUUCUCUUUGCUGAUGUCUUACUACUUCCAAAUGGAAUGUCGAAGGGAUGCGGGAUUGUGGAAUACGCAACUAGGGAUCAAGCCCAACAAGCUAUUCAAACACUCAGCAAUCAGAGCCUGAUGGGACGUCUCGUCUAUGUGCGCGAGGACCGCGAAACUGAACCUCGAUUCAUCGGACCGCCAGGCCGCGGCGGAGGCAACAUGGGCGGCCCUCCACGAGGAGGUUACGGCGGGGGAGGAUACGGCGGCGAUGGCUAUGGCGGCGGUGGUGGUGGCGGCGGAGGCCGUCAACUCUACGUGUCCAAUCUUCCUUUCAACGUUGGUUGGCAAGACCUGAAAGAUUUGUUCCGAGGCGCUGCACAGGAAGGAGGUGUCAUCCGGGCCGAUGUCCACACGGAUCAAACAGGUCGACCAAAAGGUACUGGUAUUGUCGCGUUCGAAUCCGCUAACGAUGCUCGCAACGCUAUCCAACAAUACAACGGCUACGAUUGGCACGGUCGAGCCCUCGAGGUUCGUGAAGAUCGAUACGCAGGAGGUGGACCUGGCAUGGGUGGUGGCUAUGGUGGCCGCGGGGGUUAUGGAGGCGGUUUCGGCAUGCGCGGUGGUUUCGGUGGUGGCAGAGGAGGAUUUGGCGGGCGCGGAGGCUUCGGAGGCGGUGGCUAUGGACGAGGUGGAUAUGGAGGUGGCUACGGUGGUGGUGGUGGCGGUGGGGGAGGAGGAUACGGUGGCCCCGGUGCUCCUCAGGAGCCAGUUGCGCCAAACCCCUUCACCGACAACGCCACCUAUGGAGGUGAACGGAGUGAGAUCAUCUUCGUUCGAAACCUUCCAUGGUCCACCAGCAACGAAGAUCUGGUCGAACUGUUCACCACUAUUGGCAAGGUCGAACGUGCAGAGAUCCAGUACGAGGCGAACGGACGAUCCAAGGGAACUGGAGUGGUUCAGUUCGACAGCCCAGAAAAUGCUGAGACUGCCAUCUCAAAGUUCACCGGCUACAUGUACGGCGGUCGUCCCCUCGGAUUGACAUUUGUCAAGUAUACCAACGCCAACGGGAACGAAAUGGAAGGUCAAGAAGCUACUGGUGGCAUGACACAAGAUCAAAUGAUGUGAAAUCGUCCUUGGCAGAGGCUACAUCGACGCCCUUGACCUUCUGCGACGGCCUAUCCUUUCUUGAAUACACCCCUCCAGUGGACGGUUUUCUUCGAUACAUUCCACCUUGUACCUGUACCAGACGACCCCCGGUGGUCGAUGCCCAAAAUUUCUUGGGAGCUUCUGCAACAGCUCCUAUUUCUUUCAUACGCGGAAAAAAAGUGGUAUUCAGAAUGAUCAUAGGUGAAUUAAGACUGCGGUGGAUUUACAUCGGUUGGGGCAGCUCUAUGUUGCAGGAAAUCAUAUGGAAUUGGGACUGCCUCGACCGUUCAUGUGCGAGGGGUCAAGUCUAGGUAGUGGCGAGCUGAAUGUUGCUCGCUAAGGAUUCCAAGCUCGGCAGAUGAAGUCGUCACAACCCCAAACAAUCAGAUGAGUUCCCCGUGGUAGAAGGACGGCUCGGUUCUGAUAAGACGGCGGUACCGGAAGGUUCAUGUUUGCUCGUGCAUACUGCUUGAUGGCUUGACGAGCUGGGUGCAGAAGCUUCAGCAGUGUCUUUGGCUUCACUUGAGGCCUCAUAUUUCCGAACACUUUGGCGAGUGAUGGUGAUGGUGAUGAUGAUGCAAGGAUACACCCCGGUAUUUGUACAGUAGGGCGAAAUGUAAACCGUCGACAGCCAUCCAACCAGUGUACAAGAAUGGCAAACACUCGACAUCUGCGGUAAUAUUGGUAGAUGUUUGCAUCGCCUAAAAUUGCU
This is a messenger RNA of Exophiala xenobiotica, 3641 nucleotides long. RefSeq lists its product as uncharacterized. The transcript is spliced from 14 exons. The coding region runs from base 1406 to 2908 and encodes 500 amino acids. Gene Ontology annotation, molecular function: mRNA binding. Gene Ontology annotation, cellular component: nucleus; cytoplasm. The record is from RefSeq and is a predicted model, not a curated record. Lineage: Eukaryota; Fungi; Ascomycota; Eurotiomycetes; Chaetothyriales; Herpotrichiellaceae.